CAGAAUGAAUAGAAAUGGCUUUGCAAAUAAGUUUUGACAUUAUACAUGCGAUCUGAUGUUUACUUCGAAACAGUGGAAUCAGACGCAAUAUCAAAGUUCAUUUGCCGUGUAUUGAUCAGAUGAUCGUAUUUUUCUGAUGAUGUGGUGAUCUGCAGCCAUUCAUUCGCAAUGUUGUCAGGUUGAAGGGGACGAUUCAUAGACUGUUUUGAUUUUAAAUACAAACGCAUUUUUUGGUUCUUUGAAAAGCUUGAUUUAUCUUCUGUAAACAGUCAUUAAUGAGGCAUUUAUAUUAAAGUAGAUGAAAUAGCUCGAUAAUCACAAAUUGACAUUGAGAAUAAAUUAUUGUAAUACCAGAAAGUACCAGCGUUUUCAUUUGUUUAUUUACCAGUUUUGCUUAUCUAAAAAGAAACCUAAAUGAUCAAUUGUUGGGAGAUUAGGGAAUUUAAUGAAUUGGAUCACUCAAUGAAUCAGUUGUUUCUACCCAAUUAAUCAAGAGAGACCAAAUAAGAAAUUCGCUCAGUUUUUAAUUGUAAUCACUGCUUAAUUUUUGAUCAUUUUCUCACCACUGGGUUAUAUAAUAAAGUAACUUUAUUUAUAAGUUCUCGAACAACAUUCAAUAAGUGUGCUGGUUUAAUCUUAAAAUGUUGACUUUGUUUUAAGUUACUUAUCCGUUGGAUCUCAUUAAAACUAGAUUACAAAUACAAGGUGAACUUAACAAGAAUGGCGGAAAGGUUCCUUAUAGAGGCAUGAUGGCGACCGCUUUGGGUAUAACCCGAGAGGAAGGUGUUCAUAGACUUUGGCAAGGAGUUCAUGCUGCUUUCGCACGCCAUAUGGUCUAUUCUGGAACUAGAAUCAUGACAUACAAAGCUCUAAAGGAAAAAGUAUUCAAGCAAUCCUCCACCGAUGAGUAUUUUCCGUUAUGGAAAUCCGCAUUGUGUGGAGUUAGUGCUGGUGCUUUAGCACAAUACAUAGCGAGUCCAGCGGAUCUGGUUAAAGUUCAAUUGCAAAUGGAAGGUAGAAGACGACUAAUGGGUUUUCCACCUAGAGUGAAUGGAAUUUUUGAUGCAUUCAACAAAGUUUGGAUGACCGGCGGUGUUCGAGGACUUUGGAAAGGCUCUGUUCCUAAUGUGCAGCGAGCAGCUUUGGUCAACCUUGGCGAUCUAACUACAUAUGAUUUUGCCAAGAGGUUUAUCCUAAGACAUACCACACUACCAGACAACCAUUUGGUUCAUGUUAUGGCUUCGUGUUGCGCUGGAUUUGUUGCUGCUUCAAUGGGCACCCCAGCCGAUGUAAUUAAGACUAGAGUAAUGAAUCAGCCGCUAGAUGACCGGGGCAGAGGCCUUUUAUAUUCGUCUUCGAUCGACUGCCUGAAAAAAACAGUUCACACUGAAGGCUUGGAAGCUUUAUAUAAAGGUUUCGUUCCGAUUUGGAUGCGAAUGGCGCCUUGGUCGCUUAGUUUUUGGCUGACGUACGAAGAAGUGCUUAGAUUGAUGGGUGCGAAAUCAUGGUGAUUUGUACAGCUAAUUUGGAAGAGUUUUGAAUUAGGAUUUAGGUAAGCAGGUGGCAGGUGCUUAAUUGUUGAGUGCGUUUGUGGUAUAAAAAAAUAGAACUAGUUCCUGCUUUUUUGUAGUACAAAUUGAAUAACGUACUUAUAUUUAAAUCCGUGUGUUUCGAAUUUUUCAAAUUGUAGCGCUGCUAGCAUCCGUAAGAGACUAAGAUGACAUAUGUAAUAAAUUUCUUAUAAUGUCACAGUACUGAAUAUCUGUAGGGAAGACUGCUUAUGAUAAUUCAAAGUUAUUAUAUUUCGAUGGUCUGAUGAGUUAUAUUACAAAUUAGUUAAUUUAAACGCGCAGUUGUAAAUAGUUAUGGAAAAUUUUUAGGAAUGAUAUAUUUAAUAACGCGACAAGAAUUUCUUAGUGGACUUUUAAUUAUUUUCAUAUAAAGUAAUUAUUGAAAAUUAUUUCAACUCUAGUUUGGCAGUAUAGAGCUCCUUGACUAGUGGCUACAUUUUUACUUUUUUACAACAUAUUGGUUGCGGCACACUAUAAGUAAUUUAAAUAUUUUACCAGAUGCAAAGGGAUUAUAGGUGUGAAUCAACUUGAGAGAUCAAGAAAAGUUUUGUAAAUUAUGUCUUCAAAGGGCAAUUUAAUCUGAUUAAAUUGAACAUACAUGGGCUGAAUCUGUGAAAUCUUACGCAUUAAUACAAGGUUCCCAAACUGUUGGACUUUAUCCGCGGCACCUGAACAUUUUCUUGACAUUUCAUACGCUCUGAUGUGGGCUCUUGAAAAAUGUGGUGACCAUUUUAUUUAGGUGUUAAAUUGAAGUAAGCGUUCCGUUAAAAUUUUUGAAUUUGGAAAGUUUGGGAAACCCUACAUUAAUAAGCCGUUGCACAAGUCUGAUAAUGACAAUUUCAAAAAUAACUUGAAAAUGCUACUUACGUGCGAGAAAGACCUAUUCAAUUUAAUUUAACAUCUAAACCGGUUUGGAUAGGAAUGCAAAUAAAACAUGUUUCAUAUAACAAUAAUGUAAUUCACGGUUCGCAGGUUUGCUCAUUUAUAUUCGUUGUAGUCGCUCAUCUAUUUGAUUGCAAUCAUCAACAGUGUUGCAUCUUAAAAAAUGUCUAGUAACUUUAAGCACUUGUUAUAUUAUAAACUAAAUAAUUUGUUGUAAGCUAAUUAGUUGCGUCCAAUUGCAUGCUAAACUCUUAGGUAACAGCAGGGUUUUAUAAUUUGUAGGUCAAACAGAGUUAUUCACUGUUUUAUUGGCAAUUUUUGCUCAACUGUGAUAAUAUUUGUUAGCUCAAGUCAUUACAAUUAUUUUCUUGUGUUUAAGUCAUUGGUUUCUGAUUAGUCGGCGUUUUGUACCAAAACUUUCCUAAUAAUAAAAUUCACAUAAGUUUUAUGCCGACAUUUAAUUAAAAAAAAACGUAUGGAAAUGUAUUCAUUAUUCAAUGAAUUUCUAAGUCAAAUUAAGUACAGUUAAUAAAAUAGACGUAAUUGAUCACGAAUACAAUUUCUUUAUGUUUAAGUAAAAAGCGAAGGGUGGGUAAUAUUUUCCUAUGUAUACUGUAAUUCGCAAGAGAUGCUACUACUUGUGCAAAUAUGUAUAAAGGAAAAUGUUUAAUAAAUACAACGAACUAUUUAAAUAAAAUAAUAUCCAAGGUGUUAAAGUACAUGA
Dendroctonus ponderosae (mountain pine beetle) is the source of this 3177-nucleotide messenger RNA. RefSeq names its product mitochondrial uncoupling protein 4 (gene Ucp4A). Lineage: Eukaryota; Metazoa; Arthropoda; Insecta; Coleoptera; Curculionidae. The record is from RefSeq and is a predicted model, not a curated record. Gene Ontology annotation, biological process: mitochondrial transport; response to cold. Gene Ontology annotation, cellular component: mitochondrial membrane.